Andrographis paniculata is the source of this 1449-nucleotide messenger RNA. RefSeq lists its product as uncharacterized. The record is from RefSeq and is a predicted model, not a curated record. Bases 117 to 947 code for a protein of 276 amino acids. Lineage: Eukaryota; Viridiplantae; Streptophyta; Magnoliopsida; Lamiales; Acanthaceae. The transcript has 6 exons.
AGCCGUUCCAAUUGACCUCUCACUUCCAUUUCUUCUUCCCUCUCGUUGAACCUCUGGUCGAUUAUGUGGUGGAAAUUACGAAAUCAAAGAAAACCACACAAAAACAUAACAAUUUAAUGAUCCAGUUCGAUCAGAAUGAUCUACGUCUGGGGAUGUUCAAGUCAGGGGUUUUUGGAGAUUCAAAUUCAAAGUUUGAAGAUCUGUUGAGGGAAAUUGUUUCAGCUUCCCCCGUAAAAGCAACUGAAAAAGAGAAUAUUGUUCGAGGAGAAGUAAUUGAACCCAUAUCUAAAAAAGCCAAACUUGUAAAGGAAGAGUUUUCAACAAAAUAUAUUUUUUCCUUUGGAUCCCAAAAAUGGAAAGCAAGCUCGCAAUCAUUCAAUCCAAGCGACAUUUCUUCGACAAAUUCAAGAAAAUAUUCUGAAUUUGUUGAAAAACAAUCACAAGAUUCAAACCCGACAUCCACCAUUGAUUCAGUUCCUGAAUCAAAUUUGGAAGAUUUGUUGAGGAAAACUGUUUCAGAUUCCUCUGUAAGAGAAUCCGAAGAAGAGGUCCGCCGUGGUUUGCCAUUUGAAAUCUCCUCUUCAUCGUAUGAGUCACUGAUUGAUAUUUUUCAAUCAUGUAAGUUAACGGAUGAAGAGGAAGAAACGAUGAGGUGGACCUUUUUAUUCGAUUGUCCAAAUGGAGAUGAUUGGGGGGAUAUUGUAUACAACGAUGGAUACUUGUUUCUAUACAAGUAUGAUAUCCAAACAUUAAGCUUUGGAUAUGAUGUAUCGAACAUGGUUUUGGAUAUGUUCAGUACAUAUCUCAAUCGAUCCGAGUAUGCAAUACCUAAGAAUGAGAAGAAACCAAUGAAGAAAUUCUGCAUUUCCUCGAAUAUAUGCUUCAUGGUUUCUGUUGAACUUAGAAAUAAAUCCCGUGAAAAGACGGAGGAAGAGGUAUUGGAUUAGUGGAAAAGUCUUUUCUAGCAAUCAUAUCUCGGUGAAGAUUGGAUUGAAUACUAAAAGCCGAAAAUGUUCCCAGGGUGUACGUGGGUGAGAAUAAAACAUGUUGAAUUCCUGGGUCAAUGUAAGACACUCUCGGUCUCUGUGGCUUGCACGUCAGGGUAUUACAGUUGAUAUCAUAACCAAUCUGCGACAACCCAUAGUGGAUUGAAUAGGCUAUUCAACUUAACAAUGUGCACAUUCUUUUUCGAAAGUUAGAAUAAAGCGCGCUGAAAGGACUCAUAUUGACAUUUGGAGCUGCCGACACACUUGGUCUGUGUGGCUUAGGGGUCGGGUUGUUAUAAUAUUCAAAUAUUUUGAUGAUUUUUGUAUAGAAAUACAAAUAAUAGACAUAUUUUGCAAGGGAAAAUAUGUAAAUUCUUAGUCUUUUGGAUCAUACAAGUAAUAUAUAUAAUGAUAAUAUAUGAAAAAACAUGUAAAUUCUUCCUUCUUUGAUUGUAGUUUUAAA